Molecule: messenger RNA, 1599 nt
Organism: Cucurbita moschata (crookneck pumpkin)
Lineage: Eukaryota; Viridiplantae; Streptophyta; Magnoliopsida; Cucurbitales; Cucurbitaceae
Product: dolichyl-diphosphooligosaccharide--protein glycosyltransferase 48 kDa subunit-like
Exons: 13
Coding region: 102-1409 (435 amino acids)
Cellular component (GO): endoplasmic reticulum membrane; oligosaccharyltransferase complex
Source: RefSeq, a predicted model, not a curated record
UACUCCCUUCUUCCGCAGACUAUUCUUGUCUUCACAGAACGACUGCAGAAAAGAUCUCUGAUUCCUCUUCGGACUGUGCCACUUCCUAAAACCCUAGCGCAAUGUCGAAAUCCCUCGUCGUCUUGACGCUAAUCUCUGUUCUUCCAUUGCUUUGCUAUGCCUUCUCCCCCGAGAAUCCCACAGAUCGCAAAGUCCUCGUCUUACUCGACGAUUUUGCCAUCAAAUCUACCCAUUCUUUGUUCUUCAAGUCCCUCCAGUCUCGUGGUUUCGACCUCGAUUUCAAGCUCGCUGAUGACCCCAAGAUCUCCUUGCAGAGACAUGGACGCUAUUUCUAUGAUGCAUUGAUCUUGUUUGCACCAACAAUUGACCGUUUUGGGGGAUCCGUUGAUCUUGCUGGUAUUCUGGAUUUUGUCGAUUCGGGGCAUGAUCUUAUUCUCGCUGCUGAUUCUAAUGCAUCGGAUUUGAUCCGAGAAAUUGCCACUGAAUGUGGUGUUGAUUUCGAUGAGGAUUCAGCUGCUGUAGUCAUUGACCACACCAGCUAUGCAGUAUCAGAGACAGAGGGAGAUCACACAUUGAUUGCCAGUGACGAUUUGAUCAAGUCUGAUGUAAUUGUGGGAAGCAAGAAGAUUGAGGCUCCUGUUCUUUUCCAGGGGAUUGGCCAUACUUUAAAUCCUGUUAAUAACUUGGUGCUAAAAGCUCUCUCAGCAUCUCCCUCAGCAUAUUCUGCGAAGCAAAAGUCCAAGCUAUUGAGCCCUCCACAACUAAAAGGAUCUGCUAUCUCUCUGGUUUCAGUCAUACAGGCAAGAAACAAUGCUCGGAUUUUGAUCUCUGGAUCAUUAAGUUUGUUUAGCAACCGAUUUUUCAAAUCUGGGGUGCAGAAGGCUGGACAUCCAACCAAGUAUGAUAAGUCAGGCAACGAGCAGUUUUCAAUUGAACUAAGCAAAUGGGUUUUCCACGAGAGAGGUCAUCUUAAGGCUGUGAAUGUUAGGCAUCACAAAGUUGGGGAAACUGAUGAACCAGCAAUUUACAGGAUUAAUGAUGAUUUGGAAUAUUCCGUUGAAAUUUACGAGUGGUCUGGUAAGGCAUGGGAGCCGUAUGUCUCUGACGACGUUCAGGUGCAGUUUUACAUGAUGAGCCCCUAUGUUUUGAAAACUUUAUCAACCGACAACAAGGGUCUUUAUUAUACUACCUUUAAAGUUCCGGAUGUAUAUGGAGUAUUCCAGUUCAAGGUCGAGUAUCAAAAACCUGGAUACACUGCCUUAUCUCUAUCAAAGCAGAUUCCAGUGAGACCCUUUAGGCACAAUGAAUAUGAAAGAUUCAUUCCUACCGCUUAUCCAUACUAUGGAGCAGCCUUUUCAAUGAUGGCUGGCUUCAUUAUGUUCACUGCUGUUCAUCUAUACAACAAGUAACCAAAACCACUGUAAGGUGCAGAGCUUAUUAGUUAUUCUAAUUUUGAUUUAUUUUUUCGUAAUUUUAAAUUUUAUUUGAGCUCUCUCUUCAAUAUUGGAUGCUGAUACUACAAUUAUGGAUACUUUAGUGUUAGUAAUUAAUUUAGAGAGAGAUGACAAUUUUGUUGAGAUUAACCAAAUUAUUCUGGGA